AUGGCAGCCUCGCCAGCGGCUGGCAUCCCACCACCGACGCCGUUCAACUUCUACCAGACUUCCGAAUGGCCAGAAUGGAUCAUGUCAUUCGAUGAUUACCGCUAUGCGUCGGAAAUCAACGAGAGAACGGAGGAAUCCCAGGUGCGAACGCUUUUGUACACCAUGGGUAGGCAGGCCAGGAAUAUUUUUCAAACUUUUGGCCUUACCGAAGAGGAGUCUCGAUGCUACGAGACAGUGAAAAAAAAGUUUGACGCCCACUUUGUGGCCACGAAGAAUAUAGUCUACGAAAGCGCAAAUUUCCAUCGCCGUAAACAAGAACCCGGAGAAAGUGCGGACAACUUUGUGACCGCCCUGCACGAGCUUGCCGACCGCUGCGAAUUUGCUCGAUUCCGAGAGCGAAUGAUCCGCGACAGAUUUGUUGUUGGCCUCGAAGACGCACAACUGUCAGAAGCACUCCAGGUGGAUUCUACCCUUACGCUGGCGACUGCUCUUGCAAAGGCCAGACCCAAGGAAACAGUUCACCGGCAGCAACUGGAACUCCGGGCCGUCAGCAACAAGGCGACAACAGGUGAACUUGGCAUGGUCCAUCGAACAUCGAGCACAUUGCCCGGCACAUGGGAGGACCGAACAACAGGACAGCAACGGCAGUCGCUCCAGCGUUGGUCGCAGGGGAAGCAGCGACGGCAAGGGUGCCAGUUCUGCGGACGUUCGAGCCACGCGAGAGCCGAGUGCCCGGCACGUUCAGCACGGUGUGACCACUGCGGAAUCAAGGGACAUUUCGCCAGACCUGAAUCUUCUCCAACGUCUAAAUCGGAGAAGUGGUUCCCGACGGUUCGCAACUGCUCGUACGGCAGUGCACCACGCAACCAGAACCAGGCUCGUUUUUAA
This is a messenger RNA of Rhipicephalus sanguineus (brown dog tick), 888 nucleotides long. RefSeq lists its product as uncharacterized. Gene Ontology annotation, molecular function: zinc ion binding; nucleic acid binding. NCBI's taxonomy places the organism in Eukaryota, Metazoa, Arthropoda, Arachnida, Ixodida, Ixodidae. The transcript has 3 exons. Bases 1 to 888 code for a protein of 295 amino acids. The record is from RefSeq and is a predicted model, not a curated record.